Phaeoacremonium minimum UCRPA7 is the source of this 993-nucleotide messenger RNA. RefSeq names its product putative short-chain dehydrogenase protein. The coding region runs from base 1 to 993 and encodes 330 amino acids. The record is from RefSeq and is a predicted model, not a curated record. NCBI's taxonomy places the organism in Eukaryota, Fungi, Ascomycota, Sordariomycetes, Togniniales, Togniniaceae. The transcript is spliced from 5 exons.
AUGCCUCCUCGUCAACGAAAGCUGCACAGCCAGGUCUUUCCUCCUGCUCCCUCCUUCACAGAGAAGCAGCUCCCCGACCUCACUGGCAAGGUCUACCUCAUCACCGGAGCCACCUCUGGACUCGGCCAAGAGCUAGCAGGGCUGCUAUACUCGCACAAUGCCACCGUCUUCCUCGGUGCACGUUCCCAGGCGAAAGCCGACACCACCAUAUCGAGCCUCCAGGCCGCCCACCCGGCCUCCCACGGUCGUCUGGUCUCGGUGCUCAUCGACUUUGCAGACCUGUCCACCGUCAAGUCUGGCGCGGCCGCGUUCCUGUCACACCCCGCCUCGGCCGGCAAGCUGCAUGUGCUCUUCCACAACGCUGGCGUCCUGGCGCCACCGAAGGGCAGUGCGACCAAGGCGGGUCACGAGCUCGCCCUGGGCACACACGCCAUCGGCCCGCAGCUCCUGACGAGGCUGCUGGAGAGCAGGCUGAAAGAGACGGCCGCGACGGAGGAUAAGAAUACGGUGAGGAUAGUCUGGGUGGCAAGUACCGGCGCGACCCUGGCUCCGCAAGGGGGGAUGGACGUGAAAAACUUGGCAGACCAUGAAAAGGGGCCGAUUGAGAAAUAUAACAUCAGCAAGGCGGGCGCGAUGUUCCUGUGCGGGCUGUGGGCAGAGCGUCUGAAAGCGAAUGGAAUCGUCAACAUUUCUCUCGAUCCGGGAAAUCUAAAGACAAACUUGCAACAGACCUUCAGCCAGGAGGUCAGCCGCAUUGGCGGCCCUAUUCUCCAGCUGUUCCUCCACCCUGCGAUCAAGGGUGCUUACACGGAGCUCUUCGCGGGCUUCUCACCAGAUGUGACUGUAGAGAAGGGCUUAUUUCCGUGGGGCCGGCUUGUGAAGUUUCCCCGGCAAGAUAUCAUUCAGGGGUUUUCGUCUGAGGCUAAUGGAGGUACUGGGAAUGCGCAGAAGUUCUGGGACUGGUGCGAGGUUCAGAUCCAGAGUUAUCUGUGA